Messenger RNA from Teleopsis dalmanni, 656 nucleotides. RefSeq names its product heat shock protein 67B3-like. The record is from RefSeq and is a predicted model, not a curated record. The transcript has a single exon. Gene Ontology annotation, biological process: response to heat; protein refolding. The coding region runs from base 109 to 645 and encodes 178 amino acids. NCBI's taxonomy places the organism in Eukaryota, Metazoa, Arthropoda, Insecta, Diptera, Diopsidae. Gene Ontology annotation, molecular function: protein folding chaperone.
AAUUUUACAUUGACUGCAAUCACGUCGCUUUGCAACGCAAGAUUUUAUAAUAAGAAUUUUUAAAAUAAGAUAUUAAUUUGAAUUGAGUAUAUAAUAAUAAAUACAAAAAUGUCGAAAGUGCCAUUUGUUUUAAGCUUUGAUUCGCCUACUUACUACAAUCACGACAUUUUUCCCAAUAACAUGUAUCGCCGUCUGCAUGAACGAGUACAUCAUCCUUUGGAUAUGUACACUUUGGGCUUAAUGGCACGCCUUGGUGUACAUCAGCAUCAUAAAAAGAAUAAUGGGGAUUUAGCAACUAUUCACGUAAAUGAGAAUAAAAAAGAUUUCGAAAUCCAUUUGGACGUUGGACUUUUUCAACCAGAAGACUUAUCAGUUAAAUUAGUUAAUGAUUUUAUUGUUGUCGAAGGAAAUCAUGAAGAAAAAGAAGAUGAGCAUGGUCACGUAAGCAGACAUUUCGUACGACGUUAUGCGCUUCCAAAGGAUUGUGAUGCUGAUAAAAUUGUGUCGACUAUGUCAGUCGAUGGUGUAUUAACUGUGCGUGUACCAAAACUACAGGACACUACAACUACUGAACGUAUUAUACAAAUACAACAAACUGGUCCAUCAGAUCUAUUCAUAAAAAAUAAUGGUGAAAAGGAAAAUUAAAUUAAAUCUAA